AUGGCUCCAUCAGUACCUCAACCGGGCCCCGCGAGGCUGAAGCGGUCCGCAGGACCAGAUGAAUGGCUUGAUGCUGCAAAGAAUUGCAAAUACCUUUCAGAGCAUCAUAUGAAGCAGCUUUGCGAGAUAGUCAAGGAGUUCAUGAUGGAAGGUCAGUCAGACUCCCCAAACGUGUGCCGGCACACCUUCGCUAAUGGCAGCGCAGAAUCAAAUAUACAACCAGUCUCUACACCAGUAACAAUAUGCGGCGACAUUCACGGCCAAUUCUACGAUCUCCUCGAACUCUUCCGCGUCGCAGGCGGCAUGCCCAAUGAAUCAGCUCCUCAAACACCCAUCACACCUCGAAAAAUCAUCACCUCCGCAGACAUAGAACCUCCUUCCACAAUCACAAACCCAAAAUUAAUGAAGAAGCUGAAACUCGGCGGCGCCUCCCACCCAGACAGCGCAGAGAACAGCGAAGUCAGCGACGCUAUUGAGGUUCCCUCCAGCGUAGUCUCAGAUCCCGACCGAGUCGAAGACUCAAAUAACGAAGACACCGAGAUCCAUCCCCGAAACGGCAAUUUCAUUUUCCUAGGCGACUACGUCGACCGUGGCUACUUCUCCCUCGAAACCCUGACCCUCCUCCUCUGCCUCAAAGCGAAAUACCCCGACCGCGUCACUCUCGUCCGCGGCAACCAUGAGUCCCGCCAAAUCACCCAAGUCUACGGCUUCUACGAGGAAUGUGUUCAAAAAUACGGAAACACCUCGGUUUGGAAAGCCUGUUGUCAAGUCUUCGACUUCAUGACCCUGGGCGCCAUCGUCGACGGCAAAGUUCUCUGCGUCCAUGGCGGAUUAAGCCCGGAAAUAAGAACAUUAGACCAAGUUCGCGUUGUGGCCCGCGCGCAAGAAAUCCCUCACGAAGGCGCCUUCUGCGAUCUCGUGUGGUCAGACCCCGAAGAUGUCGAGACAUGGGCUGUCAGCCCCAGGGGUGCAGGCUGGCUGUUUGGCGAUAAAGUUGCGACCGAGUUCUGCCAUGUCAACAACCUGUCCCUGAUCGCUAGGGCACAUCAGCUCGUGAACGAAGGGUACAAAUACCAUUUCCAAAACAAAGACGUGGUGACGGUGUGGUCAGCGCCGAAUUACUGUUAUCGAUGCGGCAAUAUGGCGAGUGUGUGCGAGGUGGGCGAGGAUAUGAAGCCGAACUUCAAGCUGUUUAGUGCCGUCAAGGAUGAAUUGAGGUGUGUGCCAGCCAGCAGGCCAGGGAGGAAUGAGUAUUUCCUGUAA
Endocarpon pusillum Z07020 is the source of this 1263-nucleotide messenger RNA. RefSeq names its product Serine/threonine-protein phosphatase ppe1. Bases 1 to 1263 code for a protein of 420 amino acids. NCBI's taxonomy places the organism in Eukaryota, Fungi, Ascomycota, Eurotiomycetes, Verrucariales, Verrucariaceae. The transcript has a single exon. Gene Ontology annotation, cellular component: cytoplasm. Gene Ontology annotation, molecular function: protein serine/threonine phosphatase activity. The record is from RefSeq and is a predicted model, not a curated record. Gene Ontology annotation, biological process: G1/S transition of mitotic cell cycle; peptidyl-serine dephosphorylation.